Lathyrus sativus (Indian pea) is the source of this 1329-nucleotide messenger RNA. The record is from the annotation of a GenBank genome assembly. Lineage: Eukaryota; Viridiplantae; Streptophyta; Magnoliopsida; Fabales; Fabaceae.
AUGUGGAGAGAUCCAGGAGUUUCAGCUGAUUCUUUCUAUCAAACUCGCCCAGAUUGCACUGAUGUUCCCAUUUCUCGAUUUAAGAUCAAGCCUGGUAAGACACUAAGUCCGAGAAAAUGGCAUGCUGCGUUUUCGCAAGAAGGAUAUCUGGAUAUUGGCAAGACUUUGAGACGAAUCUACCGAGGGGGAGUCCAUCCAUCAAUUAGGGGAGAAGUUUGGGAAUUUCUACUUGGCUGCUACGACCCGAAGAGUACAUUUGACGAAAGAGAUCAAAUAAGACAACGCCGAAGGAGGCAAUAUGCUACAUGGAAAGAAGAAUGUCGCCAAUUGUUUCCUCUUGUUGGAAGUGGUAGAUUUAUCACAUCACCUGUGAUUACCGAUGAUGGCCAACCAAUUCCAGAUCCAUUGCUUAUGCCAGAAACCAAUACAGCCAAUGGAUCGACUGUACUUCCUCAAGAUGAUAAUAGGCUUUCAAGUAUGGACUCUGCAAAUAAUUUAGAAAAUGUGACAGACAAGAAACUGAUCCAGUGGAUGUUAACACUCCAUCAAAUAGGUCUUGAUGUGAUUCGCACUGAUAGAACAAUGGUUUUUUAUGAGAAGCAAGAAAACUUGGCAAAGCUAUGGGAUAUUCUUGCCGUUUAUGCUUGGAUAGAUAAAGAAGUUGGGUACGGUCAAGGAAUGAGUGACCUAUGCUCCCCAAUGAUAAUUCUUCUUGAUGAUGAAGCAGACGCCUUUUGGUGCUUUGAGCAUAUGAUGCGCAGACUUCGAGGAAAUUUCAGAUGCACUGGUCGCACUCUUGGGGUGGAGGCUCAAUUGAGUAAUUUGGCUUCAAUUACUCAAGUCGUCGAUCCAAAACUUCAUAAACAUAUAGAACAUAUUGGUGGAGGUGACUAUGUGUUUGCUUUUCGGAUGCUAAUGGUUCUGUUUCGUCGAGAAUUUUCCUUUUGUGAUUCAUUGUACCUAUGGGAGAUGAUGUGGGCUCUAGAAUAUGAUCCUCACAUGUUUUUGAUGUAUGAAGAAGCUCAAACAGCUUCCGAAAAAGCUGCGGGCAUCAAAGGAAAAGCAAAGUCAAUCCGACAAUGUGGAAAAUUCAAGAGAGAAAAUUUGAAAAAUGGAGCAAAGAAUGCCGAAACUCCUCUUCCUAUAUCAGUUUUCCUUGUCGCCAGCGUGUUGAAAGAUAAAAGUACAACACUACUCCAUGAAGCGCGAGGCUUGGAUGAUGUUGUCAAGAUAUUGAAUGACACAACAGGAAAUCUAGAUGCCAAAAAGGCUUGUACCGAGGCUAUGAAGCUUCACAAAAAAUAUUUGAAAAAGGCCAAGAAAGCUUAG